Bombina bombina (fire-bellied toad) is the source of this 1558-nucleotide messenger RNA. RefSeq lists its product as uncharacterized. NCBI's taxonomy places the organism in Eukaryota, Metazoa, Chordata, Amphibia, Anura, Bombinatoridae. The record is from RefSeq and is a predicted model, not a curated record. The transcript is spliced from 6 exons. Bases 231 to 1169 code for a protein of 312 amino acids.
GGGAAGCUUUUGGUGUCUCGCCCCAACUACUUCCUAUAGUUCUCUUUAGCUGGUGGUUGAGGCAAUCAGAAGUCCUUUAGCUGGAUGGGAACUAGCGUAAUUCGUCUCAGUGUUAAACGGUUUUCAAAGGCUCCUGUUACUGUGAUGAUCACGUACAAUACACAUCACUGCAUUUGUCCGUAAAGGAGAAACAUAAGAAUAUCUGACAAAUUCAGUUGCUGAACAACACAAUGUCUGAGAAGACCGAGAACCAAACCUCAGACCUUCCUGUUGCAUACAAAGGGCGUCUAGAGGAAAACCCAGGCACUGGGCUAUUAAAUGUGAAGAAAGAGGAUGAGACAGAUGACAUGAAUAGUCAUCGGACUGAAAUACAUUGGACUCUCCCUGCUGAUGAAGAUAAGGCUGAUAUAGUGAAAGCUGAGAUAACAGAAGAUCUGUGUGUAAGACAACAGCUGGAAGCACCAGGGCGCAUGAAUGUGACACCACCAGAUGGCUCAGCGGUUGAGCACGGAGGAGAACCGUCUGUGUGUGAUCAGCUGAAGACCGAGGAGGAUGACGUUCCAAUAAAUGCGACUGGAGAGUCUGGGGAGGAGGCAGCACAGCAACUACCGGCUCCUCCUUUUCCCCGGGAUGAGAGUGGUGGGGAUGAAUCUCCACCUCGGAGGGAAGAGGCCCCCCUUGACGAAGAGGCCGCGGAAGCAGAGGAAGAGGCCCCUCAAGCACCAGCAGGCCGCCGUGCACCAGCAGGCCGCCGUGCAAGGGCACCCCGCCGUGCACAGCAAGAGGAAAUAGCGGAGGUGCGGGUUCUACUAGACUACAUUGACCAGAUGCGUAACUCCCGGAUCCAAAAUAUAGAAGGCAGAAAUAGAAUUAUUGAAGGCCAAAACCAAAUCAUUGAAGGCCAAACCCAAAUCAUACACCUCCUUACUCGAAUAGAAGAAGGCCAAAACAGAACCUUUCGACUCCAACAAGAGAUGUUUAAUUUCUUCCGGGAGGCGCAUGCUGGUCUGCCUCUUGCUGGUCUGCCUCCUGCUCCUGGGCCGCCAUCUGCUGGGCCUCCUGCUCCUGGGCCGCCAUCUGCUGGGCCUCCUGCUCCUGGGCCGCCAUCUGCUGGGCUUGAUCACGUAAGAACGCCAUCCAAUAAAAGGCGCAUCCUUGAUCGCGUAUAAACGUCAGUCAAUACAAGGAAUCAUUGGACAGCCUGGCAGGUGACGUCUUAAGCAACAUGGCGCAUCCGAGAUCGCUGAAAAACCGCAGCCAAUACAAGGACUCAGUUGAUAGCUUGGCAUAUCAAUAAGAAACGUAUUUAUAUUUUAGUAACUAGUAUGUGUCUAUAUUGCUAUCUAGGAAUGUCACGAUAGAUAACGAAAUACUGUGAUCUAUAAAAUAUAAUACAUUAUCGAAAAUAAGGAGAUAUUUAAUUAGAAGCAGAGGAUUUAUAACUAAACUAUUUAGCAAGCAGCAUGUUUUAAGUACAAAUUAAAUCAAUAUUGGUUACACGAUUAUGUACGACAUUGCAAUUUGAAAUAUAUUGUUACAAUAAAUGUAAAUAUUUGGA